This is a messenger RNA of Pyrus x bretschneideri (Chinese white pear), 1583 nucleotides long. RefSeq lists its product as uncharacterized. The record is from RefSeq and is a predicted model, not a curated record. NCBI's taxonomy places the organism in Eukaryota, Viridiplantae, Streptophyta, Magnoliopsida, Rosales, Rosaceae. The coding region runs from base 540 to 1418 and encodes 292 amino acids. The transcript has 3 exons.
UCUCUCUCUCUCUCUCUCUGUAGAUAUGAAUAUUGUGUACACCAAGACAUUGGUAUAUUAGUUUACCUUCUUUUGCCAUGCCUCCUAACUUCACAACCUGUCAAUCCUGAAUUAUUAACAUGACCAAGAACAUGAUUAAGGAUUGGUUAAUUUAGUGAGAGGAGUGAGGAAGGGUGAGGUUUAUUGCUUUGUUGUUUCUCUAAAUCUAGUGGGGAGCUUGGAAAUUAAUAUUGGCCUGCCUUGCCCUGCCAAAGAGAUUUGCUGGUGUAGAGUGGUCCAAGAAUCUUCACCCAAUUCACACAGGAGGAGGGGGAGGGCUUAACUAUUGCUAGCUGCACUCCUUAGAUUGCUCUGUUCACUCAACUCCGAUUAGUAUGGAUGAUCAAAUGACUGAUGAUAUUGAUGGAUGCUUAUCUUAAUUCUCUACUAAUUGCGUUGUUUUGGCUUACCAGUAUCAUAGUACGAUUGGCAUGAAGAAGCAAACCUUUCAAUGAUACUCACACUAGACGACCUCCACUUCUGCUCCUUCUUUUUCAGGAAUGGGAACAAAAAUUGAAUAUAUGAUCAAUAUAUUAGGAAGCUCACAAAAUAGCAGCAGCUUAAAGGUGCAUCGGGUGGAUGACUGGGACUAUUUUCAGAAAACUGGGCUGAAGGAGAAGUAUCAGAAGGCUAGAGUUGAGGACGCACUUUGGAACUUGACGGAGAAGAAGAUGCUUGACAAGCACAGCAUGGAUACCAUCAAGAAGACAAUGCAGAUGCAUGAAUCUACCUUUAAACACCAGAUUCGAGAGCUACACCGUCUGUACAGUGUACAAAAGAUGCUAAUGGAAGAACUGAAGAAAGAGAAUAAACAAAAUAGACUUUGGGGUCCAAUAACUAGUAGUGCAGAUCACAGUAACCAAUCCCAGUUGAUUAACUGGCAGCACUCGAUAACUCAAACUUCUUCUGGAUAUAAUUUCCACCUUCAGAGAUUGAGGGAUGAUCCAAACUCUAGAGAGCGCAGUGGAAGUUGCUCAGGAGACAUUCAGAGAGUGUCAAGGGGAUUUGACCUUGAAUGGCCUGCCGAGGAAGACAUCUCAACAAGAGUCAGUACAAUUGACAAAGAACAAGCAGGACCAAGCUCUCACAUGUCCCUCAAAAGUAUAAGUGCAGCUGGUUGUGAUGAAGAUAGUGAAGUGGAGCUUUCAUUAAGCAUCGGAAGUAACAAGAACAGGAAGAUAUCGAGACCUUACCAGCCUCAGUUAGGAUGUUCGGAACUGAUCCAGAAAGCAAAAGAACUCGAUAUGCGGGCCUCAUUCAAAUCAGAUAGAGGAGGAGAUUGCAGUUAUCCGACAACUCCCAUGAGCAGCUCUAGUGCAACAUGUGAUCAAGAAAGAAAGCAGCCACGUUGGCUCGUCCAUGGUUUAAAGCUCAAAUAGGACUAAUACUUCAGCUUUCGUGGAUGUUUCUUCGAAAAUCUACAUGCUGUUCAUUAGUGAAAUUCUAAUAAAAGUUGUCACUUUAAUAACUAGACAAUCGAGAAACUGUUGUCAUCAUGCAUAACAUUGGUAUAUAUAAGAAAUUUUCGAACGUUGGUUGCUCCA